Messenger RNA from Pimephales promelas (fathead minnow), 1333 nucleotides. RefSeq lists its product as uncharacterized. The record is from RefSeq and is a predicted model, not a curated record. NCBI's taxonomy places the organism in Eukaryota, Metazoa, Chordata, Actinopteri, Cypriniformes, Leuciscidae.
UAUGGCAGGCGCGUUCCCGUGGACCGCACCGUUAUUAUUCGACGAGCGACUGACAUCGAAACUACAAUGUCAAACAUUUUAAAGACUCUGAGCGCUUCCGUGUUCACGCGCGCAGGGAAUAAGGACCCAUCCUGAUUUGUUAAUAUUAUUAUUAUACCGCAACAUCUCCCAGCGAUCAAAUGAUAUUUCUGGACGCAAAAGAUUUAGAGAUCAGGAUGUAUCAUCUUUCAGAUAAGGUGGAAGUGUGAGAGAGAGAGAGAGUGAGUCAGGGAGAGAUGAUGGAGGUGAUCAGAAGAAAAGACUCGAACGGCCUGUUUUCAGACAACUCAGACAACGACUGUGAGGACAUGGGGGCGUGUGGACAGAGUACAAGUGUGUGUUUGUGUGAAAAUACACCCUUCUGCGAUCAGCACACACAGGAGGACUCCCGUGUGAAGUGUGUCCAGUGCGGGAAGAACAGACCCAUGAUCACCAGAUACUCCGAGGGUUACGGCACAGAGGAGGAGUGUUUCCAGUCUCAUCCUCAGGGAGACAGUGAUGCAGAUGCAGACAUCGAGGACACGGACAGCAGGCUCCAGAUUGCGGGUUCCCUCCAGCGAAUCAGCUCCCGGAAGAGGAAGCGUCAGCGACUUACGCGUCAGGACACGACGGAGAGCGAAGACGACGGUGGGCGGAGCCACAGGACUCACCGCUGGAGUCUCCGCCUCAGUCCUCAUCGCUCACACAACAGGACCAUACUGGAGGAGAGCGUGUCUCAGGUGCGUCCGCUGGUCAUCUGUCGCUGUGCCGCGCGAGACUCUCAAUCCGUGACGGAUGACAAACCCGCCGGGGGGAAGUGGCUCCUCACAGCGUUCCCCGUCCCACUGUCCCCGCCGGUGUCCUGCUAUCUGAUCAUCAUCCCUCUGUCCGUAUCUAUUAUCAUCGUUCUCAUGUCACUCCUCUUACUGCUCACAGACACCUGACCUCGCCUCAUAAAACCACUGUAUGAAGCACUUCAUUUCUCUCUGUACAGUAAUAUUACAUCAUGCACUUUCAAUCAAGACAUUUUUUUCAUAACUCUUUUGUACAGUGUUACCCAUUUCUGCCAGAGAAGAAAAAAAAAAUGCUUUGGUAUAAUAAAAUGACAUCCAAGUCAUAAUUAUAACAAAAAAGUAAAUUAUAAGACAAGUCAAAAUGAUUAAAUGAUUAAACCCAAAACUUUUCAUAAUUAUGAGAUAAAAAGUAAAAAGUGUGGCAUACUAAGUCAAAAUAAUGGCAUAGAACAUAAAAACAAAGUCAAAAAGUCAUAAUUAUGGAUUAAAAGUUAUAAUCAUGACAAAAAGUCAAUUAUGUG